Messenger RNA from Tetrahymena thermophila SB210, 957 nucleotides. RefSeq names its product transmembrane protein, putative. The transcript has 2 exons. Lineage: Eukaryota; Ciliophora; Oligohymenophorea; Hymenostomatida; Tetrahymenidae. The record is from RefSeq and is a predicted model, not a curated record.
AUGAAAAUACGAGGUGGUGGACUAUCUAUUUCACGUCGUAUAUUGAUCCUGUGCCUACUAUUGGCUGUAAUUAGCUAAGUAGGUUUAUGCGUAAGUGCCAAGUAAAGAACUAAAUAGAAAUAAACAUAAAAAAAUGCUGAAUAAGCUGUGGUAUCAAAUAGUGAUAUCAACCAAAUUGAAUUGAAUAGUAAUGAAAUAAGCAAUAAUAGUAUCAUAGAAGAUCAAAAAAGGGAAUAAGAAAUAUUCUCUCAGUAAAAAAAUGUAAGAAAAGAAGAACAAAAAUUAGUCGAUAAGUAAGAAAAAAUGGGAGUCUUCGCUCUUGUACAAAAACAAGUAGGUAUCCUUAAAUCUGUAUACAUGAAUUACUAUUCAAAGCUCACAAUCCAUCUUGGAGGUUAAAAAGACAUUUACAUAGCCAUAUUGGCUACUAUAAUGGUCUUUUUUGUAAUUUUUAUGACACUUGCCAACAAUAAGUAGGAUUUCCCUUUCCUUCGCAAUCUUGAUUUGCAAUAAGCUUUCCAAACUAAAUCUCAUUACGAAAAGAAAAAGAAGCAAAUUGAAGAAGACGAAUAAUUUUACAAUAGCUAUAACUUGAGCAAUUCAAACAAUAAAUCAAUCAAUAAUAGUGAAGGAGAUUCUUAUUUGAGUGCUAGUGAUUACAAGUUGCAGAGACAGUAAGUUGAUAUUCUAAAUGCUCUUGAGUGGUAAAGGAUGAAGGACAGAGCACUAAAAUACACUUCCUUUGAAAACAACCCUUUAAAUAAACAGUGCAGAAUUAAUUACGAGCAAAAUAGGAUUAAAAAAAUAGAUGAAACAAUUGAUUUCCAUGAAAACAAUAUCGAUAUUAAUGAUUUAUUAAAAGAAUUGGACAAUUAGUCUAUGAUUGAAAGCAAAAAUUCUUGCAUUUCAUCUAUUACAUCGAAUGUCUCACCUUAAACUAACACAAUUGUUGUUUGA